AAUAUAAACAUUUCCAAUCCGCAAGAAGUGGUUCCCAGGCUGUUUAUUGCGGUGUUGCUAUGUUUUGAUCGUGACGUCACGCGCCCGCAAGGAAGCCGGAGAACAUUAUGGCGGCGGGUUUGUGGUUGCACUGAAUUCCUGUGUUACCCGAAAAACACUAAAAUGGUAAUUGAAAAGUUUUUGCACUUUACACCAUUAUUUCCUUGACAAGCUUAUUAACUCUUGUUUUUGUUUCAUGAAGACUUCUGGAGGGACAAAUGUUCGGGUAGCUGCCCGCUGCAGGCCGUUCAAUGGUAGGUUUAAUACUCGUCAUAUUAAGCCUCAUAACUUACUAUUUUGCUCGGUUUUAAUCGUGUGAAGUAAAAGUGACUUCUUCACUAAAUAUCUGCGUAUAAAAAUGAUACCUUAUAUUAAGCCUAGAGCUAAUAUAAUCUCAAGCUUAAGUACUUUUAAUAGUAACAAAGAUACCAUGUAUAUGCAUGUAUAUUGUUCCCUCUAUGACUGUCUAUGACUUUUGAUGCAUCGCAUGCAGGGGUAAAACUUUGAUCCUAAUCACUGGAAAAAUGUGGUUCUUUUGGUAUAGGAUCCUUCUUGAUCAAAUUUUUACCCUCGCGAUAUCUAGUGUUACUGUCACUUUACAGUCAAGGAGAAACAGUUCUCUAUGUACUUGUAUAGGAUGUGCUCAUUCUGUUCAGGUCAAACUCAUUUAGUAUUUUUACUUGAUUUGUUACCUGAGAAGUGUCUAAUGAUAAUAUAACACUGAGAUUUUGAAGAUUUGUAACCGAGCAAUCAAUAUGUGAAUAUAUUCACAAAUUGAUAUGACAACUGCUGAAAAAUUGAGGAAUUUGUCUAUUUAUUCUUGUAAUACAAUCCCGGGGGGGGGGGCACUUGGGUAUUUUUCGGGUGGGUAUGUGCCGCCCGGGACUCCAAAUUGGCACCCCGUUCUAAAAAAAAUUUCUCCUGAAAUUGAUACCCCGGUCUAGAAAUGGGCCAAUUUUUUAUACCCCGUUUUAGAAUUCGCUUUAAAACUGAUACCCCGUUCUAGAAAUGGGCCAAUUUUUUAUACUCCGUUCCAGGGUGCAACAAGAGUAUAACAGUUUGCUUGUUAACGCAUUGAACCGUAUUUUUAAAAGCAAUCUGUCCUUGAAUAAUUUCAAAUGGCUGCUUACAAAAGUGGAGCUUUCGUGCAUUCAAAAUAUUAUACCCCUUUCUAGAAAUCGCCUCUGAAAUGAAUACCCCAUUCUAAACCAGGAGCUUCAAAAUCAUGACCCCGUUGGGCGGCACAUACCGGUAUAGGUAAUGUAUGGGAGUGCCCCCCCGGGAAUACAAUCAACCUCCCUUAUACAGAUACCAAAAGGGACUGAGCCAAGUGCUCACAUAAGCUGUCUGUAUUAUUGAGAUAUUAUUACUCGUUAUUCCUAUCUUACAUAAUAGUAAUUUUUUUUGUUAUUAUUGUUAUAUUUGUUAGGAAUAUGUUUUGGGUGGGACAAAAAUGGUAAUAGUUAAUCAAUAGAAAACGUUUUCCGUGUUUGCAUAGCCUGAUAUAAACACGAGAGGGAUUGGGAGAAUUCAAGACAGUUAUGAAAACCCAAGACGAAGUCGAGGGUUUGCAUAACUGUCAAGAAUUUUCCCAACCCCUCAAGUGUUUCUAUCAGGAUAUGCAAAGACAGGAAAAAAGUUUUCUAUUGCUUUUAUGAAAUAACUUUCAAGAGAAAAAAGCAAAACUCUCUUGUUCAAAGCACUGAUUAAAAGAGAAAUUCUUACCAGUCGCGAAGUCUUGUACACUAAGCUUCUACGCGUAAUCAGUCCUUGUUUUGCAGAGAAGAUGCUUUCUAAAAUACAAGUUUUUCUCACUUAAAAUGUCAGCUCUAGCGAAAAAACGUUGACACUGCAUGUUUCUAAAGAUUUUCCAAGUUUCAGCUGAUGAGGAAAUGGGUAAAUAAAGUAAACUUGACAAGUUUUUCAACUCAAAACCUUUUUCAAAUUCGUGCUUGCACGCGAAAAGCAAGACAUCUUGUUGUCAUGACCCUUGUUUACAUACUCUCAUGCAAACACGGCUCUCGGCCAAUCAGAGUGUGCGUACUAUCUUAGUUAUUUUAUAAGACAUGUCCAGUUCAGUCAGUAAUCAUAUGAUUUUUUGGGAGUUAAUUUGCAAUUUCUGAAAUUGUUAUUACCACUGCGAUGAUCAUACCUUCAUUUAAAUUUGAAUUUCUGCAGUUCACAUCAUCUUCACGUUAAAUUUCAUUCCUUUCAUCGGUUAAGAUGAACUCAACAAAUUGGCCUGCUCUCAAUGUAUAGGUCUUUAUAGCUCAAUUGGUUAGAGCAUUGCAGCAAUAACACAGACGCCAUGGGCUUGUAUCCCGUUGAAGUUCUGAAUUUUUUGGGGGGGGGGGGUUAAUUUGCUCUUGCUUAAUUUGAAAUUACCACUGGGACGAUCAUAUCCUCAUUUAAAUUUGUAUUUCCACAGGUCACAUCAUCUUUAUGAAUCAUAUGAGGGAUUAACAGAAUUUGUUAAUCACGAUUUGUUCAAUCAGGAGUAUAAUAAUAUUACAGACCAAAUUGGAUGACACAAAGUUCUGUUACCAAUAAUCAAAACUACAUGUAUAACAAAAUUAAUUGUGAAAGUGAAGAAUGAUCAUCGCAGUAAAUUUUCCAGUUUAAGCAAUUGGAAAGAAGAAGCCUGAAAAAAUCAGGGCUUCAACAGGAUUCGAACCCGUGACCUCCGCGUUACCAGAGCGUUGCUCUAAAAUUAAUUGUUAUAUGGGCCAAUCUUUUAAGUAUGUAUCAGGACCUUAGAGAUAAAUGGUAUUUCCAAAAGGGAGGUGUAUGUUAGCACUUUAUCUCACAUCACUUAUGCAAAUAUAUUUAUUACACAGAUAGUGAAAAGGGUCGAGCUGCCACAAGAGUGGUGAAAAUGAGUGCUGAAAAAACAGUAAUACAUAAUCCACACCCUGGAACUAAUACAAAGGUGAGUAAAAACAUGCUUAAAACAAAACAAAUUAUAAAAAAACAUGUAUGCUAGGUGCUCCAAGUUGUUUCUUGCUGUAACUGGGAAAAUUCAUCUGAAGGUAUGGAUUAGUUUAAUUCAUACCCUCAAGAAAGUUUUAUUCUGUCAUUAAUAUUCAUGAUACUUCUGUUUUUCUGCUUUAUAAACAAAGAAAAUUACACAAAGUUAAGACCUCUGUACUAAUUGAUACAUAUUUUACUACACAUAAAAAAAAUUGUUUGUAUCAGCUUGUUGGUGAGAUUGGAGACAGUGCUGUCUCAACAAAAUCUUUCUGCUCCAAAAAUCUUUCAAUUGAAAUCUUUUCUUGAUUCCAUAGGCUGUGGAACAUUUUAUUUCUUUUUGAAAUGUGGUGGGAAUCAUGGUACUCCUCACCCAGCUCGAACCCCUAUUCAAACUUCCCAAAAUAUUCUUACCUCUUUCAGCUUUCAUGGAACAUUCAAUUACAUGUAGCUUUCCACAAAAAGGUCUUGUCUAUUUUCUAUACACAUUGUUACCUCAAUGUCUUGCUAAUGUUCAUCAGAAAUACGUUGUUUGUAUUAAUUAUCUUUAUGACAAUCUUAAUAUAUGUACAUUUUUUUGUUUACAUGCAGGAGUAUACCUUUAGUUUUGAUCACAGUUACUUUUGGGACACAAAAACUGUAAGUAUGCAGUGAAUAUAAAUGUGCUAUAACUACAUUGUAACGACAAAAUUCAAUUUAUGCUCAAGUGUUGUAAUUUAUAAGCAUUGACAAAUAUUUCACACUCCUGGAACCACUGCUGUGGAAAUUUUGUUUGUAGAGAAAAUUCCCUGAGCAGUGCUUCAUUUAAUAUUCCUCUCAUGACCAUGGUUCAGAUGUCAGUUUAUUUUUAGUGGUAAUAUUAUUGUAUCUACUGGACAUUAUAUUCCUGACUUUUCAUUUUAAUUUGCCAAAGCAUUAUCAAUGAACUUUAGAACUUCACCAAAAAAAUAAAUAUCAAGGAGAUACAAUUAAAAGAAGAAGAAGAAGAGAGUGAUUUUACUUAACCCGUGGAAAAAGUAGUAGAAUACUACACACAAUACUCCACUUAUUCCAGUGUCCUCUUUAGUUUAAUUUUAGCUAUUUUGCACCAGUUGUUAGGAUCAUGGGUCCAGUAAAAUUGCUCUAAUAAUGAUAUAAUUAUAAUUAUAUUGUUACUAUUAUUAUUAUUAUUAUUGUUAUUUUACUAUUGAUAUCUGAAUCAUGCUCAUUUGAGGAUUUUGUCCUCGGCUUAUGCUUUAAUUUUAACAGUUUAAUUUUUUUAGUAUAAAUAAAAACAGACUGUAUUAAAAGUUCUUAUGUCUUUUUCAUGUUUUUUUUUUUUAUUUAGGAACAAAUUUUUCACGAUCUUGGUUCUCCACUGUUAAAAAAAGCUCUGGAGGGUUACAAUGUGACCAUGUAUGCUUAUGGACAGGUAAAACUAAUAAAGUGCAUAAUAUUCCAACUGGUUUGAAGAUGUACUUUUGACAAAGCAGUGAGACAGAUGCUCAAAUUCUCAGCCAAUGGGAGUUGGAUGUGACCCAAUGAUUUAAUGAUGCCUCAAAGCUUAUUUGUAAAAAGUCUAAAAAUUUCACCCCUAGCUACAAGGAUCAUUAGGUUCAUCUCAAACUUUCGCUUUCAAAAUUAAUAUUAUUUGAGGACUCAAGAACUUUCUAUUGGUGGGGACGCAGGUGCAACAUGCACAGGAAAGCCAAUAAAGACCUUGCUUUUAUGUAGCCUGUUCUAGGCAUACAGAUAGCAGAGUACUCAAUUUAUUUUUUGUCUACGCUCCAAUAUCUGAAUGCCUUAAACAGUUUGUUUACAAAUUGCUACCUCACAUCAAUGUCAGGUACAUAAAAUUAUGUAGUUUAAAAUUUUUGAUAUUUCCAAACUUGUCUCCUCAUCAUGAAUGGAAUUCUAGCUAAAUAAGUUUGUCUCUCCUCACUUUAUGGAUGCGUUACAGGUCAAAAUUAAAUUCAGGUUAGAAUGUUUUAACCUAGGUUGAUCUCAAUUUCCUUUGUCUCCUAGCCCUAAUUAAUCAUGAAUCAGGGCUAGCAGACAAAGAAAAUUGACAAUCAACCUGAGUUAAAAAUCUUAACCUGUUUAUUAUUUUGACCCGUAACAGAUACAUGAGUGAUGUUAGAAGGUAAUUGUCAGAAUAUCUUUGUAGACUGGAACAGGCAAGACACAUACAAUGAUUGGGACAGAAGAGGAACCUGGCAUUAUUCCACUGGUAAGAAUUAGUACUUCAUUUCAUGCUAAAACACAGAAUUACACAAGUUAGUCAUGGUGGGAGUCUAAACAGAGCUCUGUAGAUGGCACCUAAAAACAUUGCUGGUGCUAAAGUAAGAGUAGCACCAUCCAUGGAGGUUGUUUGAACAUAAUUCACUGUCAUUAAUACCUCCAUUCAGGGCCACACUCAUCACUGAGGUUAUCAUGUUCAACCAGGUCAAAAAUGCUCUUGCUCCAACACCAGCUAAUGGCUACAUAAGUGUCAAUAUACCUGAUAAUAGCAACCUGAAGAUUAGGAUUGUGGGCUCUUCUUGUCACCUGCAAUAAAAUUAAUGGUUCAUAAUAAUCUUGCUUUUCAGCUGAAUCAGGGACUUUUUAAGUUUAUUGAUGAAGCUCCACCAAACAAGCAAUUUUUUGUGACUGUCUCCUUUUAUGAGGUAAGAAGCUCAGCUGACAGUGAUUUGAUGGAAAUUCAGGUAUUAUAACUACGGUGUGAAGACAGAGGCCUACAAUAUAAAGUUACAAAUAUUGUUCAUUUCACUGUAAUAAACAGAAAUAUCAUUACUUUAUGAGUGACCCUAAUUAGUUUUUGACUAGCAAUGUGAGAUGGAGACAUUAAGAACAAACUUGGAAAUUUUCCUGGCCAGCACAUAAAAAGAGAAAGAACAUGCAUGAGUAUUAUUUCCUCUUCUUAAGCCUGAUUUCCAUUAUGAUCACCCGGAUCACUGUGAUCGCUCCCUGCCGAAUUUAUUCCAGAUUACUGCAAUAAUAGUGAUGAUUUCUGGGAUAGCCUUCAAUCGUCCUGAUCAUCUCAGUCGUCUGAGAGCAUUUCCAUAUGAUCGCUUUAAAAUUUACGAUCGUCCUGAUUGUCCGGAUAGAACUCAUUUCUAUCCAAGUGAUUAAGGUCGUCUCAGUCGUCCGUGUUGUUUGCGAUCAUUUGGGUAGUGUUUCCAUAUGACCGUUCCAAUUAGCUGAACAUUAUUGGAGAUGACUGGGACGAUCAGGAAAAUCCGGACUAUCAUAUGGAAACCAGGCUUUAAGCUCACAAGCUUGGAUUGAAAACUUGAACUUCUACCCCGAUGUUAAGGUCUUUGCCUGGGUCUUGAAGUCUUGGCCUUACUGGUCUCAAGGUCUCUGGAUGCCAGACUUUCACACAUAGAAGUGGACUGCCUUUAAUCUUGAGUUUAGAUCUUUCAAAAAAUAAGGGGGCUUCCUGAUAACUCUUUUUGAGUCUGCAUUUGACACCUAAACACCCCUAAAAAAUUUUACCCCUAAAAUGUUUUAUUGUUUUCCUAAUCAUAGAGUAUGUAGUUAACAACUGCAUACUGUCCAGGGGCUUCCACCUUGGCACAGCCAGCCCCUGUAAUAAUGUUAAUUUUAAUGUUUUACGUAUAAUGCAGUAGUUAACAGUUUUAACUUUGUUUUCCUGAUCUUAUUUACCAUUGUUUAAUACUGAUGCUUAUUAUUUAUUUUGAAUUUAUUAAUAAAAUAUUAUUAUUAUCUCUUUAUCAGAUCUUUCAAGAAAUGAUUCAUGACCUUCUCAACCCAACAGGUCAAGAUCUGCGGGUCAGACAGCAUCCCCAGUUAGGAAUGUAAGGCAUUUUUGACAUGUUUAAUAUUUACAAGCACAAGUCACAGAGAAUACAAUUGUAAAUAUAUUAAAUAUGAAAUAAAAAGAAGCUCAUAAAUUAGUUGCUGGUGCAAUUUCAUAGUGAAAUCUGUAAUCUUCUUUUUUUUUAGUUUUUUAUUGGUAGGGUUUAUAGCUAGGCACCCUGCACUAUCCCCAACCUUGCAGGGAAGGGAAAAAAAUUGAACUUGCCCACAUGGCAAGUAAAUUUCAGUUUCCACUUGCCCCCACUUAAAUAUUACUUGCUGGAAGGGAACACAAGUGACUAAGUUAUAGAUUAUUAAGUGUCUAAGAUUACUAGUACUUAGAUGCUGUGCCAGAUGGAUUUGAUGAGUAUGGUGAUCGGAGGAGUAACACGAGCAAGCAAUUUAACAUGCACUUGGAUUUUAAAUUGAUUCAUGUUUUCAACUAAUUAUUGUGUCACCCGUCUUGCAGUCUUCAGUUUUGAAAUAGUUCCUGUCUGGAAAUUAUCAUUUACCAAGCUGACACUUGCAGACAGACUCAGAGGACUACUGACUAGAGACUAAUUUCACUUAAUUGCUCACUGGGCCACCAAACUUCUAUUUUCACUUGCCCAAGAUCAAAAUUUUCUUGCCCGGGCAAUUGCGCCUGGGUUUUUUCCUGCUUUGCCUUGAAAGCCAAGGGCCAUACUUUGUGUGCCUGACUCUUUUAGUGUGAUGCCCCAGCUUGUUUUGCUCCUGGGAUUACAGAGACACUCAUGCAGAGAUCCGGCAAUGUGACAAGGUGGCAAUUUAGCUUACAGAAUAGCUAAGGAUGUUACAAAUUUGUUGCUAAUCCCUCAUUAGUAUAAUUUGCACAUGCAUGUUUCAAAUUUUGCUCCAGUUUAAUGCCCAGCCAGUUUUCAGUGGUGCAACUUGAUUAAGGCACUCCAACAAUGUAGCUAGCCCCUAAUACUUUUCGUAAAUCUACAAUAUAAGAGUAUUAUUCUCAGUUUCACUUAAAUGUUUUAUUUUUCCACAGUUUUAUAGAGGGACUUGCAGAACUUGUGGUCCAAAACAAUGAAGACAUUGCUGGUCUCUUUGAACAAGGCAACAGGGUUAGGAAAAUGGCAUCUGUUGACAAGAACUCAAGUGGUGCAAGGUACAUAGGCUGCAUGUAGAAAUACAGUCAAAUCCCCUGUAAGCUAUCACCCAGAAUGCAAAGAUCUAGUGGUCGCUUACAAGAAUCGGACUUCAGGGAGCCUCUUCCAAAAAGAGGCAGAGCUGUGCAAUAUAGCAGCAGCUGGUGACCCCUGGUGCCUUAUUUUUAGUCUUAGGUGACUAGGAAAUCUCGGUUUUUGGGUAGAAAUCAUAGAGCACCAGGAUUUUUGUUAGAGCACAGCCUUAAGAGGCCUGAACACAUCUACUGCUUUGCAGAGAAUUAUUGGAUGCAAUAAAAAAUUCUUCGAUACUCCAAGUAGUGUUGUACAUAUAGCAAGCACUAUGAUCAGAAUACAUGUCAAGUAAUGGCUUAAAAGAGGUUAAAAACAUUACGGAAAUUCAUAAAACCAUCACCCCAAAAAGUAGCCUGAAAUUCACCCGAUUGCUUCGAGUCGGUUUCUCCUCUCAACAACGUCUGAAUCAACCGGCCGUUAAUGCCAUCCAGUGAUGUCACUCACUACCCGAAAACCGGUUAGUGAUUUUGAUUGGUUGAUUGUCUAAACAUUCGCAUAAUUAUGUAUAAUUAUGAAAAAUUUUAGCAGGAUUGUCGCUUGAUAUUCAGCGGGGAUCACAUCCCUUGCAUUCUUUCAUUUAGUUCAAACACUUCUAUAAGCUUAAUCUUUAUGUUAAACAGCAAAAUUGGCCUCGUCUUCAAAACUGAAAUGCUAAAUUGAACGGCGUAUGAAGAAUCAUUGCGGAGAGUCGGUAGGUUUUUCAUUUAGAGCCGCUUUGUGGUUUCGGCUGCCGGUGAUUUUGUUUACCCAAAGUUUUGUGAGAUCAAUGUUAUAAAUUGGACCUUCUUGCUUAUUGCUACCAUCAAGUGUGAUGAUUCUGUUAGCUUUUCUUUCUUGUCUCCUUGUGUUUUUUUUCAAAUAGCUUCCUUUCAAUUAAAGCAAAUCAUUGUGUUUUUGAACUAAGUGUUCUGUUUGUGUGUUUAUUUCAUUGCGUGAUUGCGACCGAGUUUGAUUAUAGAAUUUAAUACAACCGGUUCAGACUUGUACUACAUGCAGUUGAUAGUUUGAACAUUAAACAUGAAUUACAAUCGAAAAAAAUAAAGCAGUUCUGUAUCAUGCAGACAUUUCCAAACGAUAUUUCUCGGUUUGCCACUUGAAACUCGUGUUUUACUUUUUGCAUGAAUUAAAGCAAAGGUCAAGGAGUAGUGACGCCACUGGACGGCAUUAACAGCCGGUCGAUUCAGACGUUACUGAGGGAGCAAUAACGACUCGAAGUAAUCGAAUGAAAUUCAGGCUACCCAAAAAGUGGUCACUUACAAGAGGUAGUCGACAAAAGAGCAACAAUUCGAGACAAAAUAAUUGCAAACAGCAGCUCCUGCCAAGUUUAAGUUUCUUUGUUGGCCACAAUCAUGGUCCGACAAAUAUUUUUGACAAAACUUGUCCCUGGGCAAGUGGCAUAUCAAAAUCACUUGCCCAGCAGAGUGAGCUGGUUGUCCCAGUUAAUAAUGGUAGAGGAGAAGCGAUUCCUUUAAUUGUAGCAAAAUCAAUUCAGGUUAUAGUUUAGGAGCCAUAAUAACAAUAACAACUUAAGUUAAGGACAAUGCAUCUCAGUGAUGUUAUGAAAAAACUACAAUCACAGAAACAUUUGGCCACGCACUGCAUAUUUUACACUUCCUGACACCGUGUGUUGUGUCCAUUGUCAGCCACAAAAACUCUUACAACCAUUUUGGUUGGAACACUCAUCUGCGUUUCUUUGAAUCGUAUUCCUUCUAAGGAAGGUUCCAAUUAUAGGGCUAUGACUGAAAAAGUUCAGUGUACUCAUCUUCUGAAACUGUUGCAAAACAAGAUGUCAUUUUGACUCUGGUCUUAGAAAAGUGAGUUAAGCCAAGGAUAUUCAGUGGCACAGGAGCUGGUCAACACAUGUGAAAAUUACUAUCCAAUGAUUUUUUAACUACUAAUAAAAAACUGUUUGUUAUUAACUUUUAGCCUCCCAUUUUAGUUGCCCCAUCAUUUCUGCAACACUUGCAUAAUGGCUAGAUGCAAGGAAAUAAGGCGUUAUUAACUUUGUUAAUAGGACAAUUGCACAAUGAUGUCAUUUUACUACAACUACCAGAACCCUAGAGUUUGUUGUUUUCUUGAAUGUGCAAAUUAAGGCCAUUGUUCUUUAAUCCUCAGCAGGAUUGACAAAUUUAAAUAACAAAGUGAAACCGAAAUGAAUUCUGGUAGUUGUAGUCCAAUAUCGUCAUCGUGCAAUAUUAUUGUCCUAUUCAAUUAGCCUUUGUUGUAAUUACCUCUAUUUACCGGUAGGUAAAGGGGUAAACCUGCCUUCAUUUGUCAAAGAGUAGGAUAGGUAAUGAUCAUGUCUUGUUUUGCAGGUCUGACUGUGUCUUCACUAUUCAUGUUGAACAGAAGGGCAAUGGAGGAUCUUCUGAAACAGGAAUGAGAUCCAAAAUUACCUUGAUUGAUAUGGCAGGUAUAAUAAAACUGUAACAGACUAUUAUAAUGAUCUUUGACAUAAUCCUUUGUGUAACUCUAAAGGUACAUUACUUUUUUCAAAAAGUCUUCCUUUCAUCUGUGAAUACUCAUACCAUAAUCAAACAAUUCUUUUGAAUGUUUAAUUAAAACACCAUAACUUGCAAUAAGUUUCUCCAAAUAAAAAGUAGGGAUGUUUUCACAUUUUUUAGGAUAUUAUUACUGUAACUUACAGAACAUGUUUUAGCUACCCGAAAGUAGCAAUUGGAAAAACUAAAUCCGAAAGUAAUAAGGGUCGUAAAUAAAGUAUUGCCUGACCUUUCUUCCACUACAAUACUGUGUCACCUUUUUCAAGUCUGCCCCCCUGCCCCACCCCUUCUGCUUUCAAAGAUAUUUCGAUUUUAGCAGCAUCACCUCAAGGGUGGAUUUCCUCGGCCACCCCUUUUUCUCUGAAAUUUUGUAUUAUUUUUAUAGAAUUCUCAGAAAAAUAAAAAGUAUCUAUAUAGCUGGCAAGUGGGCAAGUGUCCUGGUCACCCCUUUCUGAAUUUUCUGGAUACCCCCAGCACCUUACUAAGAAGUCUCACUAACAAUGUAUCAGAUAUAAGUUGUCUUUAUUAUAAAUGUUUUGUCGCCUUUUUACAUAAUUUCUUUUUUAUUGUCAAGGGUCUGAGAGGAUGGAAGGAGUAGAUCUCAAUAUUCAGAGUGAAGGUGCCUUCAUCAACAAAGGGUAAGAAUUUACCUUAAUUUACCCUACAUAAAGAAACAGUUUUCUCAUCAGAAAUAAACUUAUCAUAAAACUGCUCGGUCUUGUUUUUGCACUCGCUGAUUGGUUGAGAGCUAUGGUCGAUGAGAGUACAGACCAUUCUUAAUCUCUCCCUUAUGUUUGACUGGUACCGGACAAGGCUUUUAUAUUCAAACCAAACUUUUCAGGGUCACAUGUACAUGUAACAAAUUUUUCCAUUUCUCUGUUUUUAGAAUCAGUGCUUUAAAUGCUGUGGUCAGUGCCCUAGCGGACCCAAAAAAGAAGGAAGGUCAUAUACCAUACCGAGAAUCCAAACUAACUAGAAUUUUGCAGGUAGUAUUAAUUUUACUCCAUCUGUUUUAACGAUGUAAUAUCAGUGGCACUUGUCCCCUCUCAACUGAUAAAAAUUAACUACUUGAUAGAAAUGUGAUGGUGAAUUUUAAGCCUUGUGAAUACAUGAGAAAGAUGUAUUUUUUAGUCUGUGACACAAGAGGUUCGGGAAGAAAAAGUCUGAGUACUCCCAACAGGAUCUUGUUUCUUCGCCUUUCAGAUCCUAAAACCAUAUAAUAAGGCCUUAAAAUCUAACAAGUUUGAAUUGUGAAAACACACGAGCCUUAGCUUGUCCCCCUAACAUUUCUCCAAACGUCACAUGCAUGACGUGCGUUUGCAAGGUAUUUGUACUAUCUCCCCGAAUUUUCUUUCCACAUUACAGUGGCGGAUCCAGGGAAGGGGCCCGCCCCCUCCCCCCUUAUUUAACUGAGGCCCGAAGGGCCGAAAAAGUUUUUUUCGGAGGUCUCGAUCCUGUACUGCAUUAGUCCACUUGGAAGGCAAUAGUAUUCUGGACGUUCCUUUGUUCACUUGUACCUGCGUGAACCAUUUGAUUUACUUCUAUUUUCUAUUUUCUGCAUUUUUGAAUAGAGAGAAGAAGUCGUUACAUCACGUUGCCAUGGCAGCAAUAUUUCUGGUUCUCAAAAAACCGUGGUCCUGCAAAAAUGGCAGAAAAAACGAAAAAUUGACGUGUAUGAUUUUCCUGUGCAUUAUUGCACUCAGGAACUAAACGGUAGCCUAUACUUUUCUUCCAUCAACCGUCAAUGCAAAUGACCGCCUCUGUCAAGAAAGAUUGUUGAGAUCCAGAAAUUUUGCUAUCAUUGGUAGUAAUGUGACGUCACAUUCUCCUCUCUAUUGAUAGUAUUUUAAUGAAAUGACUUAAAGGUGGAUUUUAAUUUGUAGGAUUCCCUUGGAGGAAGUGCAUACACUGCAAUAAUAGCAACAGUAUCCCCUGCUGGUAAGAUAGUAACCUAGGUACUACCCUGGGUAUCAGAGGUUUUUCUCGCGUGCGGUGGGAAUUUUUGGUGUUGACCGAAUGCCGACACAUCUUCGACAGUAGAAAAGUCUCUGGCACCCAGAGUAGUAACCUACUGGCCUUAGUUGUUCAAAAGAUGGAUAGCGCUAUCCAUCGGAUAAAUGGCUAUCUAUCGGAUAAGUAUUAGGAAAACCAAUUGUACAAUCCAGUCGAUAGUGAUUUAUCCAGUGCAUUGCGCUAUCCACCUUUCAAACAACUGACGACUGGUCACACUUAGGCUGACAAAAUAGUCGACAUUUCGUGACGCCACUACUGGUUUCCCCAGGAAAUGACUUCUGAGAAAUGAGCGCAGAAAUUCCGUACUGAUGAUGUGUCAUUACUUAGAUCUGGUUAGUGCUUCCGAUUGGUCGUGCCACGGAGGAAAUCCGUUUCAACCAAUAAAAAGCGCUACCUCGAUCUUGGUAGUGACGUCUCGUCAGUACGGAACUUCUGCGGUCGUUUCUCGGAAGUCAUCUCCUGGGGUAACCAGUAGUGCAACAGCGAAAUGUCGGCGGAUUUCUAACCCAGUUCAUAUCAUAGAAAACGUUAGUUAAGUAUCUGGCCUUCGUACAAGUACCUGGCUGUCAGAGGUUGUUUUUUUCCUUCCUGAUUCCUGAUAGUUCACGGUUAAGCCGUGACAAAGAGACGCGAAGUGCAGAGAAAAAAAAACCUUAAUGCAAUAUUUACCGAGCUCUGUGAAACCGAGAGCACAGUGUAUUUAAGGUAUGUCGAGAACAGACCUCUGAAGCUAGGGUAUAGUUCAGUUAAAGAUUUUUAAGAAUUUUUUUUCUUUUAAUUAGAUAAUUAACACAAACUUUGCUUCUUGAAUUUUUCCUUGUUAAGAUUCUGAUUAUGAAGAAACUUUGGCCUCUAUGCAGUGUGGAAACAGGACGAAAGCCAUUGAAAAUGCAGCCAAGAAAAAUGAGGUACUGAAGUUGUUUCAAGGCCGAGUGCAGCUUUUCAAAAGCGCUUUUUUAAAACCAGCUACAUACUACCAGCUUGUGUAUAUUCAGGCUUGGUCUUUCAGUAGCCAUAAUUUUCAUGAGGACUUCAUUUUGCCACAAGGACCAGGAUGUGUUUUCUUUUUCUCUCUCUGUUACCUCUCCUCCUAUACACUGCCCGUUUUGUUUUCACUUAUUGUUUUUUGUAUUACACAAUAGGGCCAUUUAUACGAGGAAAAAUAAGACGCGAACUUUUCGUAUAAACGGCACAUUUCGUCUAAAAUAAGACGCGGCUUAGCUAUGCUCGUAUAAAUGGUACAGUUCGCGUCUUAUUUAAGAUGCGUCUUAUGUAAGACGCGUCUUUUUUUUCCUCGUAUAAAUGGCCCUAAUGUAGCAAGCGGAUAUAAACUACAAUUAAUGGCCCUAAUUUGCACGAUAGAACAAGACCCAGACCGAGUAUAGUCACCCGUGAAGCCGUUUAAGUCUCGUCACGCAACGCUCCUCCCCGAAUAACUUGAGGGGAGCUUUGCAUGACGAGACAAAAAUGGCUGCGUUGGAGAGCUUACUGCUCGUGUUAAAAAUUGUAUUGUAAGAGGGCACGUCUGUUGUCCUCUCAUCCACUCUUCAUCCAUUCUUUCAUUCAAGACUAGGCUGAGCAGUGCCAAGGACAAUUAGUGCAAAUCCAUCAAUUCGGCCCUGGAGGAUUCUGGUAACUGAAGGGAUAACAACAUCGUUCUCAGGGUCUGUCUUUCCCCCGUCCCUUAGACUGAGAGGCCCUGGGAACAAGGAUGCUGUAGGAAAAAGACAACCGUUAUAAAACUUGAAAUAGAAGGCAUCAUUGUUUUCCCAUAUUGUUUCUGUUAUUAAAAUUGGAAGGACUGAAACAAAAGAAUCUUUUUUUACAAGAACCAAUGCGCCUUUGGUUGGGACAUUAAUAUUAACAGGUGACGUCAGCGUGAGUAUGGCUAUAGCGUUAUUUAGAUAAAGCCUUUUUCUUUUAUUUUUGCAUUAAUCAGAUUGAGAACACAAAGAUCAUUCAGGAUUUAAGGGAUGAAAUAUCACGUUUAAGAGAAAAGUUAGCUACCUCUGGUAGAGCAGGAGGAGCAAGCAAGGAUGAUGUCCAACAAAUGGAGGUAAAUAUUGGUGCUUAUAGUAUUAAUAUUUACUAAUAAAUACUGUACUAAUUUUAGUUAGCUCCUGAGCUCUUUUCUUCUUCUCUUCCGCCUUUGGAUUUUAUUCCUGUAGGCAAAAGAUAGAGCCACCUUGUACAGCAAAAUAGACAGUAAUACAGGAAAGAACUUCUUAGUGGCUUUCAUGCGAAUGGUCACACUUAUAACUCAAAAGUUAGAACCACUUGUAUGUUGUAAGUCGUACCCUUUUCCGCUAUCACAGUGUUUUAUCUUGUGGUGUUUUAGGAGCUUAUUAAGGAUCUUCAGACAGCAAAGAGACAAACCUGGGAAGAACGAGAGAGGUUGUCAGAACACUAUGAUAAUGAACGAAGAAUAACACUAGCGAACAAGGUACCAACAAUAAACUCUUGUGGCUGCCUUAUUUGCUUGAUAUCUUGCUUUUUUGGAUUAAUUAGAUUGAUUCAACUAAUGGCGAACCUUAAUUUCCUCUCUAUUGUGUUAUGGUUCAACACUUGAAAACAUCUCUGUGGUGCAUUGCGGAUGCAUCAAGUCGCUCGCUUGAAAUCUUGAAUCCGUCAAAUUAGCAUUCCGGAGAAAGCAACUACUUUUUGGUAGAAAGUUUUCGCCAUUAUUACAUGAUUUUAGUUGAAAAAUAGGUGGAGUCGUACCCGAUACAAUGGUAAAACUUAAGGCUCUUAAGAGAAUGACAGGCGUAUUCCACAGCAAUUUGUCAAAACAUGCAUUUCUGUCCUUGAAAAUUCUCGUUUGUUUGGUUUUUCGCUAUUUGAAUUUUUGUAUAUCUAUGUUCUUUAUUGGAAUACCAUGGCAAAAGUACAAUUUUAGUUCGUUGUUGUAUUUUUUCAGGGCAUUUUAGACUGGGUUAUGGACAGCACAAAAAGAGACAAUAAAGAAGUGCAGGGAAAGUUGAUGGCUCUGCAGAAGGAAAAAGAUCAGGUACGACAGAUAGCAUUUCCUUUCGGUUCAAGCCCAAUUCUUUGACGAUCGAUUAGCCCCUAAAACAGUUAUAAAAUUUUAACCCACGACUGGGUAGACUAAAGGACUUACUAUGAACAUUCAUUGUCGAUCUUGUAAGCACCGGUAUUUGUCGCAAAAUUAUGAUCACAGUGCCAAAAUUCAUGAGUAAUGAACUACCUGUCAAAGUCUUCGUAAAAAAAAUGAACUGGCUCAGGAGUUUUAUCAGGUAACGUCAGCUUCAUUUUCUCAUGGAAAAUAGGACGUUCAUUUGAGGAGGACAUAUCUGGUUCUAGGCGAGGUUUUGUCGGCUCAAUUUUCCCAUAGCUACGCUGGGAUAUUUCAUUUAAAAUUUGGUUUAAUCCUUUGUUACAGUUAACUUCUUUUUCAAGGAACCCGAGCCAGACUUACAGUGAUGAUUAUAACUUCGAUUCAUUUUCGUUCUGGACUUUUAGCUGACUGCCGAGUUUAAAGAAAAGCGGAAACUCGUAGAUGAACUGAAAGAUGACUUACAAUCCAAAAUUGCUGAUUACUCCAAGAUGGCUGAAUCUGGUAAGAAUGAGAAACAGUUUUUUCAGUUUUUUUCCCCUUAUUUCUACAUGCACAGGUUGGCCAAUGAACCAAAGCCUUCCCGACCCGUUUAUAUUCUGUUCCGCAUGAUGCACUUAUGUCCAGGAUCGCACUCUGCAGCGAAAAUUUAACAGCAAAUCUGGGUAACAAUUUUAGCCAAAAAAGGGUUAAAGGAAACUGCUUACAGAAAUUUCUGCACUCGUUUCUUAGACGUCAUUUCGCGGGGAAACCAGUGGUGGAGACGUGAAAUGUCGGCUGUUUACUCAGGCUAGAAUAUACCUACGAGAAAAUAUCAAUUUGCCGAACUAAUUUCUAUUUUAUCGCAUUGCGUAGGGAAAAGUAGCGAGGAAGACAACAAAUCCAGAGUGGCUGCAAUACAUGAUUUGAAAGAAAAACUGAAGAGUGAGAAUGAUGAGUUGAAAAAGAUUAAACACAAACUGAAAGAAGUACAGGAAAAACAGAAAACCGAAAAAGAGGUUAGCUUAACUGAUUGUUCCAUGAUAAAGAAAAGUUUUUAGUCAUGAUGUCGAGAUAAAACAUUUCUAAGAUAUAUAAAUAUUUGUUAUCGUAAUGAGAUCUGUUUAAAAGACUGUUUAUAUCAUUGUUGUUUAUCUGUUUAGGUGACUGUAAAUAUUAUUUUUGUUUUGUGUCAACUUCAUAGGAAGCCAAGUCUCAAACUACAUUUUUGAAAGGGAAUGCGGAAUUGCGAUACAGGAUAGAGGUAUGUGUAAGCUUUCUCAAACUUUUUAUUUUUGUGCGGCAGUGCUGCUCUUGCUCGUGCUUCCCACUAAAUUUUUGUGUUUUGCCGUAGGUUUUAACGCUUCACACACGGCUUUCGCGCAUCAAACUAAAUCUUCGCGUUCUGCGGUCGGCUUCGCAGUGAGUUUUCGCGCUUUACACUAAAGGUGUUCGCGCCGCGCGCGUGGUUUUCGCAGCUGGAGUUGUAAGCAAAUCAAAAGUAUCUGUUAAAACGCCACUGACUGGUUAGCCUAUUGGUUGGAUCCUGGGACAUAAACUACGGGAACAGAACAAAUAUCGGUGGUUUUUUCCGUGGAGCCGGAUAUUGGAGUCUUAUGCAUGUCAAACCUCUUAACGCAAAAUAAGAAAAGAAAAUUUGUUGUAUUGAAAUGACAUUAUAAGUCACGAUUUUCUAAUUUUAUCGUAAAUCGUUUGUACUUCUUUUUUAGAGUGAAAGACGUGAGAAACAUGAAAGAGAGAAUGCUGCUACAUUAGCUGACGAAGUGGACCGGGUUAAAAUGGAGGUGGAACAAGAAAAGGCUGAGCUUCAGGUAACCCGGCAUUAUAACUUUUAUUUGAAGCUAGUAAAAAGAAAUACCUUUUGUUUUUGGAAGAUUUUGCUGAAACGGAAUUUUCUAUUUUUUUGUUUCGACAUUGGUUGUGUUUGAGGGUGCAUGGCCAUCUACAUUGACGCUCUUUUCGCUCUUCAAGCAACGAUCCCUCCCCAGCGUUGCGGAGGAAUGCGUGGCGAGGGGAUAGGGGUAGGGAAGUCAAACGAAAUGCACGAUCUGCUUGGGGAUAAGAGAACUUAGUCCGCGAGCAAGCUCUCCAUUUGGGGGAGUCGCGAGAAGUCACGCGAGAGCCGCACGCGAAAGGAGACGCUCCUUUCCUCCACUCCUCGCGGCUUCGUCGCUCGCUCGCGCGUUCUCUCGCGGCUUGGAGAGCCUAGUCGCAGGCUAAAGAUAACUUAGAUACGCUAACGCUAAUGAUGAUGAUGUUAUUUUGAACAGCUGAAAGCAGCCGAGGGUGCACAGUAUAGCACUGAGCAGGCCAUCAAGUUAGAAAUGGAGCUGGUAGAGUUGAAAGCUGAGCGAACUGUCAUGUCACUGCGGGUAAGGCCUCACUUCUUCGGCAGUCAACACGAAUUUUCCUCGAACUGUUCUCGAUACUUUUCUUUAUUGGCCAUCUCUAUUAUUUUCACGACCUUAAUGCUAGAUAAUCAGGACAAAUUGAAUGCUUGUCACUCAAAAAGCUAGUGGUUGAGAGACAAAGAGCUGCGAGACAAGUGAUUCUUUCUUCCAGGGGUGGACAACAAUUGUAGUGAGGGUGUAGCCAGCAUGUUCAAAUCGUCACUCAGUUUCUUAGCGUAGAAUAUUUAAUUUCCCUCCAGGAACAUUUUAGAGGAAAAUAUUUCACUGUCCAUUUUUUGCUGACUGGUAAUGAAUUCAGUUAUAACCCUAAACCGUAUUGUCACAAGAAAUGUGUUUAAACCUCAUAGCCGUCCAAUUGGAAAAUCCACAAGUGGUUUACUCAUUAUAAUAGGUACGGCUCUACAACGCUAGUUAUGGAAAAAUCAAGAAGAGGUUUUCUUUGCGUUGUUCUGUAACCGGUUGGCCUGGGACUUCAUAAAAACUGUAAAUUUUCAUUAUGAUUUUGCCAAAAAACGCUUCGAUCUACACCCUAUUUUGGCAAUGAUAUGUGUUAUCAGCAACACAUAGAACGAUUAAACAAAGGCACAAUAGUUGAUAUAGGCUUCAUUUCCGCCGCUCUCUAGGGUCCCCUCCGAGCGUACGCUCUUUUCCCGAACAGUGCACGUUAUUUGAGUGUCAAUGUAUUUAGCACGAAAGUACUACAUGUAAUUGGGGAUACUAUAUUCGCGUGUUUUUCUGGUGCCGCCAUUUUACAUGGCCGCGCGAAGGUCGAGCCAUUUUAUUUAAGACCCUGAGUAUUGGUCCGGCCUCUGUAAUCGAACCCCAGACCUCCCGCUCUGCAGUCAAGGGGUUUAAAGACUGAGCUAAUCCUGCCGCAGUAAACUGAUUUGUAGGAGAGUAAAUUUUUAAAUGCAGAGACGAUCAUCACAAUUAAAUACUCAACUUAUGCUUAAUUUGCGUAUUUAACUGUGAAGAUCUGCUCUGCAUUUAUUUCUUCACCCCACAGUUCAUACAUUCAUCAUUUCAAUUUUUUUUUUGCUUCGUGUUUAUUCGUUUGUUUCUUUAUUAUAGAUUCAAUCUGUAACAGAGGAGAAAAAGCGUUUAAAAGCGGACCUGGAAGAGGCAUAUAAAAGGCAUAAAGAAGAAUUGGAAAUACAACAAUUACAGCACUUUCAAACAUUUAGGAAUUACCGAGAGGUUUUCGAGGAGCAGAAGGCGGCCAUUGAACAGCGCUAUCGAACUUUGCUAGAAGAGGCCAUACAGGAUGCGGUUUUCCUGUCUACAAGAAAUCAAGAACUCAUGCACGAAAACCAAAUUCUCAAACAAGGU
Messenger RNA from Porites lobata, 19342 nucleotides. The record is from the annotation of a GenBank genome assembly. Lineage: Eukaryota; Metazoa; Cnidaria; Anthozoa; Scleractinia; Poritidae.